AUUUGAUUCCCCUCUAUAAGUUAUUCCAAUCAGGGUUUUAUAAGCCUAACACAUUUUGCCUUCCUCUUUAUAAUGCUUAUCAACAAGAGUAUCCUCGCUGUCGCGUUUGCUGGCAUUGCUCAAGCAAUCAGCCGUGCAGAUCCACCCUAUUUUCCUGCAAAUUGCAAAACACCCAGUGUCACCCCUGAGAUUCGCGACCUCCCGGCACGUAAUUUCUUUGGCAAAACGGUUUAUCCAUGUGUCAAAGUUGGAGAGACCUGUAAAACCUUCAAGGACUGCACACGUCCCCCGGCUGCUGAGUGCCACAAGGACAGAACGGACCGGAAAUACAUUUUCCCUCAGGCUGGGUCUUGCAUUGACGGCUUCUGCCGCCAUAUCUCGGACAAAAAGGAGUGCCCUUGCGACUGUCUCGCUGGAUGUGAUCUCAAAGACUUCGAUCGCGAUCUGAGUUGUAUCAAUGGGAGGUGCAAGGCUGCUGAAUGCGCUCCAUGUGGCGAGUUUCCCAAUAACCGCGCAUGCUGCGCCCCUGGGGUGAAAGGUCAAGAUGGUAGAUGUUUCUGCGGUACUGGUGCAGGAGAAGGAUGUGCCACAAACCCUGAAAAGUGUGACUCUGGAGAAUUCAAUGAUAUGUGCUGUGGUAGAGGUACAGAUAAUGAAGGCAAGUGCUGUGCUUCGGGUUCAUGCAAUGGUCGAUGCUUGCAUCAGCCAAAGUAGGACGAAUACUUUCCUAAGUAUAGAUAUUUGAGCAGAGAGAUAAUUGGACAUUGGGAGCUCGACAUCAAGUCGGCUCAUGUUGAGGUACGGUUUAAGUUAUUAUUGGGAUUAGGCUUUAGAUAAAAAGGGGUUUUUCGCCGC
Molecule: messenger RNA, 855 nt
Organism: Fusarium verticillioides 7600
Lineage: Eukaryota; Fungi; Ascomycota; Sordariomycetes; Hypocreales; Nectriaceae
Exons: 1
Coding region: 73-714 (213 amino acids)
Source: RefSeq, a predicted model, not a curated record